GUCACUGCUGGUGGGUAGGAGGCGGGGGGGGGGGGCUGGACAAGAGACUGGGUUUGCCCCACGCAGAGCUAUCGGCUGGGCUAACGCAGGUGCCAGCUCCAACGUGGACACGGACAACUUCAGAAAUAUGGUGUUCCUCUGGGGUCUGUGGCUGCUCUGCCUACCUGCUCUGCACGGUCACCUGGGGUUUGUUUCGGCACAUGCCAUUGAGCAAAAGCGCCUCUUCUUAGACAAAGAUGGGGAGCUGAAGGACUUGAAAAGUGCUGGAAUUGUACAGGCUGCUCUGCCGGGAGACAUCGCAACCCUGCCGAACACAGAGCUGGUAGACUUUACCUAUGACAGCUUCCAGGAGACUGAUGGACCCAUGUCACGUUUCACCACCACCCCGCCAGACGUGAGGGAUGACUGGAGCCCAGAAGAUGAAGCCAUAGCUGGGGCUGAGGGCUGUCGUGAACAGCAACCCUCUGGGGAAAUUCCCUCUUCUGAAGAGGAAGGAGAGGCUGGCCAUGAAAACUGCGAGAUGAGGUGGAAGAAGAGCCACCGGCUAGCAGAUGGCUUGAUGAGAUUCAGCAUCGAUCUCCUGAGAGAGGUCCAGCUGGAGUCCAACAGAAGCAAUGUGAUCCUGUCACCCCUCAGCAUCGCCCUCGCCUUGUCUCACCUGGCACUGGGAGCAGCAAAUCAGACAGAGAAGCAUUUGCUGGAGGCGAUGCAUCUGGCGUCGGUGCCCUGUCUCCACCACAUGUUGGGUGCCCUUCGCAGAAGGCUCACAGCAUCCACCCUCAGCCUCGCGUCGCGUCUGUACCUGCAGAAGGGAUUUGAGGUGAAAGAGAAGUUCCUGGAGGAUUCAGAGAAAUUCUACGGAGCAAAGCCCAUGACGCUUUCUGGGAUGAGUGCGGAUGACCUCGCAGCCAUAAACAAGUGGGUAAAGGAAGCAACUAAUGGGCAAAUACCCACCUUCCUACAGCAGCUCCCUGAAAACACAGUGAUGCUCUUGCUCAAUGCAAUCCAUUUCCAAGGGUUUUGGAGGAAUAAGUUUGAUGUUAGCUUCACCGGGACAGAUGUAUUCCACCUUGACAAUGAGUUCGUGGUGCCAGUUGAGAUGAUGAAAGCCCAGAAGUACUCCCUGAGCUGGUUUACACUGGAGUCCCAGGACAUUCAGGUGGCCAAGUUUCCCUUUAAAAGUAACAUGAGUUUUGUGGCCAUUGUACCAAACCAGUAUACUUGGAAUAUCUCUCACGUGCUGGAGAACUUCCCUUAUAAACAACUAUGCAAGCUUUUCCCCCAAGAGGUACCCACCACAGUGAAGGUCCCCAAAGUAAAACUGGACUACCAGCUGGAACUCAACAAGGUUCUCAGUCAAAUGGGCCUCCAGGAGCUGUUCACAAGCCCGGAUCUCCAGAAGAUCACAGAUGACCCUCUCAUUGUAUCUAGUAUACAGCAUCAGUCUACCCUGGAGCUGAAAGAAGAUGGGGUGGAAGCAUCUGGUGCUACCGGCGUCGCGAUUUCACGCUCAUUCUCUGCCUUCAGCCUUGACCGGCCCUUUGUCUUCAUCAUGUUUGAAGAUGAAACAGGCAUCCCGCUCUUUAUAGGCAGCGUGCAGAACCCUAACCCCAACGCUGCUCCCCAGAUAAAAGCACCACGGGACUCACAUGAAGCGACAAAUGUCAAUGAGUACCCCAUGCCCAAAUAAGAGAGGAGCAGAGCCUCGGCAUUCUGGGACUGUUUCCUGACCCUUUGGACCAGCUAAGAGAGGCCGCCUGUCUUUGGAGACCUCCCCUCUGAGGCCACCCCUUGCUGUUUUCCUUUACAGAUCCCUAGAGACCAGUCCUGGGAUAGCCCAUUCCAGCCUUGACGAGCUUCUCCAGGCUGGGGUUCCCCCCUGUUGAACCUGAAAAGCUUUUUCUGCCUGGAUUUCCCUUCCAGGGCUCUCAGUCCUGGAAGGGAGACUUCCGUGUCCCCAGACUCUUAUCAGAGUCUUUAUUAAGCUCUCAUUAGAGUCCCCUGUAGCCUGGAAUCACCAUCAGCAUCUGGCAGCUUGGAAAACAGCCAGAGAUAUUAAUAUGGCUCUUCCUUCCGCAGUUCCUGUGAACAUGUCUCCCUCAAAGUGUUCCUCUGAAAACCCUCUGUAGCCACCUAGAACACGACCUCUUAGACCAACUGGACUAGUAACCAGUUGUCUUCUCUACGUCACAGCCAUUUCCAGGCACAGGCUCUUUUCAAAGAUUCUCUUUUCCCACUUGUCAACUAUUGGGAUCUGAUGUGGGAGGGUCUGCAGUGGGAAACCCCGUUGGAUCCUUAUCUCCAGCCCUUUUCCUGGGAAACUCUUAAGUUCUUGGGUAAUGCUAGAUUUUUUGGAGACGUAUUUUAUAAAGUGUUUUUUAGUAAUUUUUAUGUUGGCAGAAUAAUAAAGAGUAAAGCAGAGUA
This is a messenger RNA of Chroicocephalus ridibundus (black-headed gull), 2424 nucleotides long. It is a transcript of the gene SERPINF2, whose product is annotated as serpin family F member 2. Gene Ontology annotation, molecular function: serine-type endopeptidase inhibitor activity. Lineage: Eukaryota; Metazoa; Chordata; Aves; Charadriiformes; Laridae. Gene Ontology annotation, biological process: negative regulation of endopeptidase activity; negative regulation of fibrinolysis. The transcript is spliced from 9 exons. The coding region runs from base 128 to 1690 and encodes 520 amino acids. The record is from RefSeq and is a predicted model, not a curated record.